AUGUCAUUUUUCAAUUAUUUUAAGAAAACGUAAAAAAAUAAUGAAGAAUAAUAAAAAUGCAAAAUUAGAAAUUAUUUUGAAAAAAUGAAGAAUUCUUAAUUAAAAUUUUUGUUUUAAGAAUAAGUUUCUAAAUUUAAGCCUGUUGGAAAAGUAUCAUAUAAAUGUUUUAAAUAGAAAUAUUAGUUUUAAGAUUUGAAAUUCAAUACCAAAAAAAAACUCAACCUUCCUGGUCCACAAAAAUGUUUAUUUCUGCUCAAUUAUCUAUUGACAACCUAAAGAAAGAGAAUGAAUUGUUAAAAAAAAAUUAAAAUAUGUGAAAAAUAAAAAUAAAAUGAAUUGAAAUAGAACAAUAAAUAUUAAAUCUUAGAAGUUUAUAAAUAUUAAUCUAUUCAUUUAUCCUUUUAAACUUGUUUUUAAUAAAAUUUUGAACUAGCCUUUCCUUUAUUUAUUUUAAUUAAUUCAUUAUUAAUUUCCACAGACAUUCCAGUUACUACAAAUUGA
Molecule: messenger RNA, 501 nt
Organism: Paramecium pentaurelia
Lineage: Eukaryota; Ciliophora; Oligohymenophorea; Peniculida; Parameciidae
Source: the annotation of a GenBank genome assembly